AUGGCAGAGAUCGUGCCAGUAGAAGAUGUUGAAGUUACUUUGGGAGAUGCUGAAGUGAAAGUGGAUGCUGAGGUGAAUACGGAGAGUAAAGCUGAAGAAAAGAAGGUUGAUCAGACAACAGAUGCUGAAGAAGAAAAGCAAAAGUUUGACCAUGAAAGGGAAGCUGAAGAAAAGGAUGCAAAAUACAAGAGAAUAGAAGCUCAGCUUGCGAUAGAAACGGAUAUGGAAAAUAGGGACCUUUCAAAAGAAGAAGAAUGGACAUUGGCUGAAAACAGGAAAGUUAUCAGGGAGGUAGAGAAUAGAAAAGUAUUGGAUCUCAAACAAAGAGCUCGUUCGAAGUGGGCCACGGACGGAGAUGAAAAUUCUAAAUAUUUCCACGCGUUGAUUAACAACAGAAAGGCUUCGAACUCCAUUCACGGUCUGAAUGUCAAUGAUCAAUGGUGCACGAAACCGUCUAGAAUUAAGAAAGAGAUAUUCUCGUUUUUUCGGGAUAAGUUCAAAGAAGAAUUCCCGGAAAGACGGGAUGUGUUCUGCGACAAUUUGAAGAAAAUCUAUGAUUCUAAAAGAGACAUGUUAGUUGACCCCUUUACUGGUCGAGAAAUAAAGGAAGCAGUUUUUGAAUGUGGGGAUGAUGGGGCUCCGGGUUCGGACGGAUGA
Messenger RNA from Helianthus annuus (common sunflower), 657 nucleotides. RefSeq lists its product as uncharacterized. Lineage: Eukaryota; Viridiplantae; Streptophyta; Magnoliopsida; Asterales; Asteraceae. The transcript has 2 exons. The record is from RefSeq and is a predicted model, not a curated record. The coding region runs from base 1 to 657 and encodes 218 amino acids.